Molecule: messenger RNA, 1083 nt
Organism: Echinops telfairi (small Madagascar hedgehog)
Lineage: Eukaryota; Metazoa; Chordata; Mammalia; Afrosoricida; Tenrecidae
Product: olfactory receptor 13D1-like
Exons: 2
Biological process (GO): G protein-coupled receptor signaling pathway
Cellular component (GO): membrane
Molecular function (GO): olfactory receptor activity; G protein-coupled receptor activity
Source: RefSeq, a predicted model, not a curated record
AUGGCGAUGGGGAAUCAUUCUGCUGUGACUGAAUUCUUUCUGGUGGGGCUUUCACAAUACCCUGAGCUCCAGCUUUCUCUGUUCAUACUCUGCCUCAUCAUGUACCUGAUAAUCCUUCUGGGAAACAGCUUCCUCAUUAUCAUCAGCAUCUUAGAUUCCAGACUCCACACCCCUAUGUACUUUUUCCUUGGGAACCUCUCAUUCUUGGACAUCUGUUAUACAUCAUCAUUCAUUCCUUCAAUGCUCAUCACAUUUAGAUCUGAGAGAAAAUCCAUCUCUUUCAUUGGCUGUGCACUACAAAUGGUUAUCUCACUUUCUCUAGGCUGCACAGAAUGUGUCCUUCUUGCUAUGAUGGCCUAUGACAGGUACGUGGCCAUCUGCAACCCACUGAGAUAUGCCAUCAUCAUGAACAGGAUUCUCUGUGGGCACAUGGCCACCUGGUCCUGGAUCAUAGGCUCUCUAAUUGCCCUAGUGCAAACAACCAUGACAAUGGUGUUGCCUUUCUGUGGAAAUAAUGUCAUUGACCAUCUCACCUGUGAGAUCCUGGCUCUCCUUAAACUUGUCUGCUCAGAUAUCACCAUCAAUGUGCUCAUUAUGACAGUGGGAGGUAUUGUUGUAUUGGUGCUUCCCCUGCUGUUAAUUUUCAUCUCUUAUGUUUUUAUUCUCUCCUCCAUACUGAGAAUUAAUUCAGCUGAGGGCAGAAAGAAGGCCUUUUCUACCUGUUCGGCUCACCUGACUGUGGUCAUCUUAUUCUAUGGGUCAGCCCUUUUUAUGUACAUGAAACCCAAGUCAAAAGAAACAAAGACCUCUGAUGAGAUCAUUGUGUUGUCUUAUGGAGUGGUGACCCCAAUGUUGAACCCCAUCAUCUACAGCCUGAGGAAUAAGGAGGUAAAAGAGGCUGUGAAGAAAGUCCUGAGCAAGCACCUAUAUCUCUGGAAAAGCUGAGAAGCCUUGAGACCUGUGUCAUCUUCACUGAAGGACAAUGUCAAGUCCUCCAUGUUCAAGGUCAUAGUCAUGGUACCCAGUGUCAAGGGAAUAAGUGAUUCUAAAAUCAAAUAUGGGAUCCAAUUCCCUUCGAUAUAG